UCCCCGCCUCCGCCGCCGCCGCCGCCAUGGCCGCCGUCGUCACCGCCGGGUCCCCGCUGUCCCCGGACGAGCCGGUCCCCAAGGGCGGCGCCGAGAAGGCCGAGGAGGAGCUGGAGGACGACGACGACGAGGAGGACGACGACGACGACGACGAGUUAGAUGAAACCAUCGCAGAGAGGCUGUGGGGCCUGACCGAGAUGUUCCCCGAGAGAGUCCGAACCGCGGCCGGAGCCACCUUCGACCUGUCCCUCUCCGUGGCCCAGAAAAUGUACAGGUUUUCGAGGGCGGCUCUGUGGAUCGGGACCACCUCCUUCAUGAUCCUGGUUCUUCCUGUGGUCUUCGAGACUGAGAAAUUGCAGAUGGAACAACAGCAGCAACUGCAGCAACGUCAGAUCCUCCUAGGACCCAACACGGGGCUGUCGGGCGGGGUGCCUGGAGCCCUGCCGCCGCUGACAGGGAAGAUCUGAUCUGCGACCGCUGCCUCGGAUCUGACUCCUGGGGGAAGAGUUUGAACCGUUUGAACUGUUAUUUGGGGGUCUGGUUUUUAGGUUGGGGUUUGGGUUUUGGUUUUUUUUUACACUUUGGCACACUGACCCAUCUGACACGAAGGGAAGAGAACCCCGUCCCUCCCCCAGGAGGCUCCCGGUUUCUGGGUCCGCGUUUCUCGCUGUCGUGAUCUUCCUCCUCGUCCCCCCUCUGAUAGGGGAGCGCGGCAAUCAGACGGUUACUCCAGCUCGGGCUCCCCCCACCACCGGCGGCCACCAGGGAACACCCCCUCUCCCAGGUCGGAGGGGAAGAGGCCUCCGGCCAUUAAGAACUACAUUUUGUUUUGUUCGCCUUGUUUUGUUUUAUGAGAAAGUUCACUCGGGGGCAGGGAAACGUACACAUACAACCAAUAGAGCAGUGACUUAACAAUCACUGUGAAUCCACGAGGGUCCCGAAGAAGAGAACGGGCCAAAAAACUCACCGCAGGAGGAGAAUGGGGGUGCCAGCAGUAAUUUAUUUCCUCCAGAUGUGCUGGCUCUUUGUUGGAUCUCUAAAGCGAUGUGUGUAUAAAAAGUCAGUGCUAACUUUUUGUAUUAAAUAUUAAAACAAUUCCACCGUAA
Messenger RNA from Ornithorhynchus anatinus (platypus), 1106 nucleotides. RefSeq names its product translocase of outer mitochondrial membrane 22 (gene TOMM22). Bases 27 to 467 code for a protein of 146 amino acids. The transcript is spliced from 4 exons. Gene Ontology annotation, biological process: intracellular protein transport. Lineage: Eukaryota; Metazoa; Chordata; Mammalia; Monotremata; Ornithorhynchidae. The record is from RefSeq and is a predicted model, not a curated record. Gene Ontology annotation, cellular component: mitochondrial outer membrane.